GCCCUGGCACCGAUCCAUAAACCCUCGCGCCAAAGGCUCGUCGAGUUCUAUUCGGGCGGACGGAGACGAGGCAAUGGCCGUGGAGAAGGCCGUCGCCGCUCCGGCUGCUUCUCUGGCAACCAUCCAUCGCUUCGAAAAGAUCGUCCUCAGCUGGGAUUAUCUCCGCCUCGUUCGAGAGUCCACUCAGAAGAAAGGCGCCGAGGUUGGAACCGCCGCGGGGCUGAAGUCCGUCAAGAAGACCUACAAAGACGUGGAGGAGUACAUUGGAGUCUUUGAGCCGCUCCUCUUCGAGGAGGUGAAGGCCCAGAUCGUCCAAGGGAGAGAAGAAGAAGAUUUGACGGAUUGGCAGAAGGGUGCGGUCGCUUCCUGCGCUGAGACCGAUGGGUUUCAUAGAGUAUCGUUGGCCGUUCUUGAUGAGUUUCGAGAACAAGUGUCAGAAAAUGAUAUCUUGCUCCUUUCGAAGGAAAAGUUUCAGGAGGGAAUGACUCCAAGUACAUAUGCUUUUGCCUUGGUGGAACAACGUGGUGGCAGAGAGACCCUUACACUUCGAACUUUUCUUGCUGGGGAGGUCAAGCAUCUGGAUAAAGCUGAACCUGAGCACAGUCAAAGGCUGUUGAGGAUGCUUUCUGUUUUUAAAACAACAGAGAGCUUCUUGUGGAUUCUAAAAAUUUGCAGUUUGUCUACUAUCAUGCGUGAAUAUGUGGGACUGCAUUCUGUUGCUUCUCUUCCUUUCAAGGAUUUGAUAUUGUCAGCUGCCGAAAAGUCAGAUCAGGGUAAUCUUGGAGAUCGGGCCUGGAAUGUUCCUCAACCACUCAUGGAUUACCUCCAAAGCAACCUAAAUGAUUCACAAUUAGAUGCUGUACAAGCAGGUCUUUCACGUAGAACCUUUGUUCUAAUACAGGGUCCCCCAGGAACAGGAAAGACACAAACCAUACUAGGACUCCUCAGUGCUGUUCUUCAUUCAGCUCCUGGAAGAGUGCAAUCCAAGGGAGGAAUUUCUGCACCAAAACGUGGGCCAGAGCUGCAAAUCCAGGACAAGUACUGUCACUGGAUUAAGGCAUCUCCUUGGUUAAGUGGUGCAAAUCCAAGAGAUUUAAUUAUGCCUAUUGAUGGUGAUGAUGGUUUUUUUCCUACUGGAAAUGAAUUGAAACCUGAGAUUGUCAACUCUAAUCGCAAAUAUCGAGUCCAUGUGUUGGUUUGUGCUCCUUCCAAUUCUGCACUUGAUGAGAUAGUAUUGCGUGUCCUGCGCACAGGUAUAUAUGAUGAGUACGGCCAUGUAUAUACUCCCAAAAUUGUACGGAUUGGUCUUAAGCCACAUCACUCUGUGCAAGCAGUAUCCAUGGAUUACCUUGUGGAACAGAAACUUGCUAGUGUGGAUCGCUCAUCAUCCGGCGCUGGUAAACAGGGAUCUGGAGGAGCUGAUCGAGAUAGGAUUCGCACUUCAAUCCUUGAUGAAUCAGCCAUUGUCUUCUCUACUUUGAGUUUCAGUGGAUCAUCCCUUUUUAGUAAAAUGAAUCGUGCGUUUGAUGUCGUUAUAAUUGAUGAAGCUGCACAAGCUGUGGAGCCAUCAACUCUUGUCCCACUGGCGCAUGGAUGCAGACAAGUAUUUCUUGUUGGUGAUCCAGUCCAGUUGCCGGCAACAGUAAUUUCUUCGACUGCUGAAAGAUUUGGAUAUGGCACAAGUUUGUUCAAGAGAUUUCAGAAGGCCGGCUUUCCUGUACAGAUGCUCAAAAUCCAGUACCGCAUGCAUCCAGAAAUAAGCAUCUUUCCUUCAAAAGAAUUUUAUGGCGGUUAUCUGGAAGAUGGAGAAUCAGUUAAGAAAACACGUUCACCAUGGCACAUCUACCGCUGCUUUGGACCCUUUUUUUUCUUUGAUAUAGAUGGCGUUGAAUCCCAGCCAUCAGGAAGUGGUUCUUGGGUAAAUGAAGAGGAGGUUGAGUUCAUAGCUCUCCUGUAUCAUAAGUUGGCAAGUAAAUUCGAAGAUUUGAAGUCCAGUUCUCAACUGGCAGUCAUCUCCCCUUACAGACACCAAGUAAAGCUUCUGCGGGAACGUUUCAGGGCUACUUUUGGGGACCAAUCUGAUCAAAUAGUAGAUAUAAAUACUGUGGAUGGUUUCCAGGGACGAGAAAAAGACAUUGCCAUCUUUUCAUGUGUUCGAGCAAACAGUGGGAAAGGGAUUGGUUUUGUUUCUGAUUUUCGUCGAAUGAAUGUUGGCAUCACUAGAGCAAGAUCCUCUGUCCUGGUGGUGGGUUCUGCAUCAACCUUGAUGCAAGAUGAUCAUUGGAAAAACUUAGUGAAAAGCGCUCAAGAUCGAAAAUGUUAUUGCAAGGUUACAAAGCCCUAUGGUGCAUUUUUCAAUGAUGCCAAUUUGGACGAAUUGAAAGCAGAGGACCCAUGGAAAAAGAAGGCUAAAAUAGUAGAUGAAUUGCAUAGUGAAAUGGCAGUAAUGGAAAACAUGGCUGUUGAUAAUGUUGAAGGUAAUGCAGAAGGAAAUGAGGAUUAUGGCAUGGAAGGUGAUGGCGGUGGCUAUGAUGAUGACUGAAUGUCUUAUUAAGAGGCUUCUCAGUCUACACUUUCGCAGGGCCUGGGCUAUGUUCUUAUUUACUGUGCCUUGCCUUGCAGUUGUUGAGAUGAUAGCCUUUCUAUGCGACUUCCAAACCAGAGCUUAGAUGCUGAGUUUGGUUUGUAUCAAGCAGAACAUUAACUACAUGUUAAUUCUUUGGCUAGCUUCUCACUUAAAUCUGCAAAAAGCAUGCAUCAUUUGGGUUUUGUUGUCUGCAACAUAUACUGUUCUUUUUCUUUUUAUGCCUUUCUCAAUUCUAUUCCACUUUGUAAAAGAUUAUUGUUUACAUUGAUAACACUGACAAAUGAUAUAUUUUUCAACACUGAUAGGGGUGGCUGUUUGAUCUAAAGCCUCUAUUUGAUCU
This is a messenger RNA of Phoenix dactylifera (date palm), 2927 nucleotides long. RefSeq names its product P-loop containing nucleoside triphosphate hydrolases superfamily protein (gene MAA3). Gene Ontology annotation, molecular function: helicase activity. The record is from RefSeq and is a predicted model, not a curated record. Lineage: Eukaryota; Viridiplantae; Streptophyta; Magnoliopsida; Arecales; Arecaceae.